Molecule: messenger RNA, 2968 nt
Organism: Seminavis robusta
Lineage: Eukaryota; Bacillariophyta; Bacillariophyceae; Naviculales; Naviculaceae
Source: the annotation of a GenBank genome assembly
CUCAUCAUGGGUGAGAUCCAGUGCCCCCAAAGUGCUCUUGUGCCGCAAGAGUCCUCCGUGUCGUACCAGGUAGUCGAGAAGCAACUCUGCCACGGGCCAAGUCUUGACAGCUCCCGUGGCUCCCUGCUUGAGAUGUCGGAGGGUGAAAGAAGCAUCGCUAAUCACAGCAUCAUCCGCUUUGGCAUCAUCAUCAUCAUCAUCAUCCAACGGCCAACGAGGUACCGUGUAGUCGUUCCAAACAAACUUGUUGCUUCUCGAGUCGGCGGCAAUAAUGGUCAUGCUCCUGUCUGUCGGUGUGUUACACUUAUUAUGAUAGCAUCCGCCUCGAUCGAUCGUCCGUCCUCUGGUGUCCACUUGCUUUUGAGACUCUUUUGUUUUUGUUGGUGUGAGAUUUCGAAACUGAUGGCAGGUAGACGGACGUCUCUCCGUCAACGGGAUCCUCAUAAUAACGGCUUUGCUUUUUGGGAGGGUCUCGGCCUGUCCUCUUGCUUGUGGCAGAUACGUAAAAGUGGGGCCUCUAAUUGCAUACACGAGCUCGUUAUGGGCCAUUGACACUGAAUGAAAUGAAAGACUUGCAAUAGGAAGCAGCUCAAUUGCUAUCACUUGCCCAAACCACCAAAGGUACCACCAGCCUCCAGCCGCAGUUGUGAUGGGUCCUUGGUCCUUGGUCCUUUGUAAGUUUCCUCGCUACUUAUUCCACGGCGUGAAAACAACAUCUCUCCACACUUCCGCUGCACACGUGUCUCUUGUAUCAACAGCUGUUUGUAAAAAAAGGACUCUAGAGGAGCCAUGCGCCAUGGCAAAGCUCGCGUUAACCAGUUCGCCGUUCGCCACCGGAGAAUGACCGUAAUGAGUGGUAACUCGAGUACCGGCAACAGCUGGAGUGACUGUCCGGUUUUUACUAUGACCUAACUUUAAUUAAAUGAGCAAAACGGUACUCGAUUACUGUGCUCGAGUUCCCAGGUGUGCUGCUCGCGCCCUUCUUGCUCUGUCCGCUUUUUAACUCACUGCCACAGUCCACUGACCAACUCUGUAAGCGAUUACGGUAACAAGCACGCCGCAGCAACUUCUGGUUGUACAUGUGUGUGUAUUGAACCAACUCGUAGCCCUUCAUACCGGUACUGAAUGAAAGACUUGUGUUGGGGAUUGAAGCAGCCCAAACUGCAGUAGAGUAUUGACGCCACUUGCACAAACCAAAGAGUAAUCCCAACUACUAGUAUACGUGGCCCUGUGUGAUCAUGCCGCCGACAACUGUACCGGGGUCGAUGGAGUCAUCCGACAUUACAGACCGCGACGAAAAAACUGACCAUACGGCUACGCAGGAAUUGGCGGUUGUCAUGCCUGUCAUGGAGGCUGAGGAACCAGAGAUACCACAGCAAAUUCUUUCUCCAGACGACAAGCCAGCCUUUGAACCAAAAAAAUUCCCAACUUUCUAUGUUGCAGCUGGUAUCAUUAUUUUUGUGCUGGUCGUCACCAUUGGAUCCAUUUGUGGGACUGGUCACUGUGGAAGUGGUGGUGGCAGUGAAGCAAUGGAAUCUGCCACUGGCAGAGAAGCCCUGAGGCAAGACUUUGAGCUACAAAUCACAGCUGGUUUGCGUUCUGUGCGUUUUGGCUUGGAUGACGAGAAUUCGGCCUACGAGAAGGCCCUUGAUUGGAUAAUAAACGCCGAUCCAAAGCAAUUGGAACCUGAUGCAGACAACUUGUUGCAACGGUUCAUCUUGGCCCUUCUAUACUACCAUUCAACAGAGAGAAAGCCCUGGUAUUCCUGCAACCCACCACAAGGUGCACAGGACGACACCUGUCAAUUUUUCCUUAAUGUCAACCACGUUCAAUGGGGAAAUCGAUGGCUCUCUGGCUCUCCUGAGUGUCAGUGGGGUGGCGUAUUCUGCGAAUCAGGGGUCGUCACAGUGAUCGAAUUGAAUGCCAACGAAAUGAAUGGUCAACUACCUGCUGAGUUGGGCGUGCUUCCAAAGCUGACCAAGCUAGAUUUCUCCCAUAACGAGCUGACGGGGACUAUUCCUUCCAGUCUCAUGCUAACCGAGCUGGAUCUAGGAGCUAAUCAGUUUGCUGGGACGAUUCCGGCCGAAAUCUUCAAUAAUCCUGGUCUCGAAAGUCUGAAUCUUGAAAACAAUACGUUGACCGGGACGCUGCCCACUGAUGUUGGGCUUGCAUCUGAGCUUGUUCGGUUGAGUCUAGGAUUCAAUCGGUUGUCGGGUCUCUUGCCCAAUCAGCUGUUUGGCCUUUCGAACAUGGAGCGGAUGGUCCUGCAAUCGAAUCAGUUCACAGGUACACUUUCGGAAGCAGUUGGGAAUCUUGUGAAUAUGCAGUAUCUCUUUUUCGGUGAAACUUCGUUGGAUGGACCUUUGCCCUCCCAGCUCGGAUUGUUAACAAUACUCAGGGAAAUGGAUAUGCAUAACAGUUUCAUCAGUGGCACAAUUCCAGAAGAGCUUUUCACCGGGUGCAGUGAGCUCGUUCUUUUAUACUUUGGCGAUUGCAAUCUCUCUGGAACCAUCAGCACCAGUGUUGGGCUCCUCACUGAAUUGCGAGCGCUGUUGCUAGCAAACAACAACUUGUCAGGAACCAUUCCCGAGGAAAUGACUGCUUCCACCUGGCUGUACCAGUUCUCAGUAAAUGGGAACCAGCUAUCCGGCUCGUUUCCGUCAGCGCUUUGUUCUAAUUUAUUUCCAGCAACUGGAACACACCUUGCAGCAGACUGUGGGCCUGAAAAGGACACGGGGAUUGCAGCCAUGCCUUGUUUGUGCUGCACAGAAUGCUGUGAGGCAUCAACUGGUAUUUGCAGCGAAGUCUAGACUUACCUCCACUACAGAACUCACAUAAAUACAUGUAGUUAGAGAAUGAAAUGAAUUGAAGUUCCAUAGACAACCUCCCCACUCUAAACGCCCUUGUUAUUUAAGCGAUGCUAAACUUUAACGAAGUACCGUGCUACUGUUAACACAAACAAAACUCA